This is a messenger RNA of Suillus clintonianus, 351 nucleotides long. RefSeq lists its product as uncharacterized. The coding region runs from base 1 to 351 and encodes 116 amino acids. The record is from RefSeq and is a predicted model, not a curated record. Lineage: Eukaryota; Fungi; Basidiomycota; Agaricomycetes; Boletales; Suillaceae. The transcript has 3 exons.
AUGUUCACAAACUCUUUCAUUUCGCUUCUCGUACAAACGCAGUACGACAUGUUCCCUGCUAUGUCACCCCUGCCUCCCACCCACUCGACUUCAGCGCAGGCUGCAACUCAGUUUGAUCAUCGGCUUGUUGCAGCUAAACUACCAGAAUAUAGGAAAGUCGACGAUACCCGACACCCCUCUAGACAACAGACUGCCGCACCACAGGAUAAUCCCUCGUCUGAUUCUUCUGACGUCGAUUCACUCCCAGACGUGCAUUGGUUCAAGGCGUUCUUCUGCUAUUACUCGUGCUGGUCUCAUGGGAGACUGAGGAUGCCUCCUCGAUGGCGCUUGGAGCGUGUUGAGCCUCGCUAG